GUGCCCCCACCUCAAAAGCCAGACCCCCCAAUCCAACCACCGUAUCUCCUCCUCUCCAUAUAUCCCCGACCCUCUCGUCGACCAGGACUUUCGUUAAAGUAUCAUACCUAACUCACGUCUCGCCAUGUCGAGCGACGGCCGCUCGCUAUCGCGUGCGACUUCGGUUUCACGAGCAAGCAGACGCUCCUCGCUCUCUCGCACCCAGUCCUUGAUCAAGAAGAAUAUCGCUCCGCAUGAUUUACGGCCCUCAGAUAUUCUCAUCGAGCGCUUCACUGCGUGGAAAAUUAUUGUGAAUCAGCUCAUCGCCUAUUUCGAGGGCAUCGCCGACAUCCAGAACAAUGUUGCUCGCGAGAUGGCCAAACUCGCCGGCGUGAUUCAGGUUCCGUUCCGCUCGGGCAAUCAAUUUUUAGGAGAGGGGGGUCUUCAGGACAUAUAUUACGGCAUCCGAGACAAGACACGCGCUAUCGCAGAUGAGCAGGCAAAUCUGGGGCGUACUGUGGAAGGCUCGAUUGUGCAGCAUCUCGAGAAGCUUCGCGUGGAGAUCAAAGCGCAUAUUAAGAAUGUACAGAAUGACACCGGAAAGCUCGCCACGGCAGUAGCAAAGGAGCGCGAGUUGUCUGCCAAGUUGGUCGGCGACUUGGGCACGAGCGUAUCGAUCUUAAAGAAUACGCCGCUCCACAUCACUCCAAGGAGCGAUCCCUACGUCGCAAAUCAGGUCGUCGCUCGACAGCUCGUCAAGCAAGUUCACACCGAGAACGCAUUGCAGAAGUCUUUGCUUCUGACGCAGUCUUCUUCUGCUCUUUUUGAAGCGUCUUUGGUACAAGCUCUCCAAUCAGCGUGGGGGACGUUCGCCGAGUGGCGGACACGCAUGGACGACAGCAUUCGCGAGAUAUGGGGCACGCUCGAGCACGACAUGUCAAGUCUACCUCCUGAUCGCGAGUGGAUCGCGUUCGCCGCUCGAGAAGACCAUCUAGUCGACCCGGAGACACCGCUGCGCGAUCCCCAGAACAUCCACUACCCGUCCAAGGAUGAUCCGUCCGUCGUCGCUGUGCACACCGGACUGCUGGAACGCAAGAAACGAUACACACGCUCCUAUCGGGAAGGCUACUAUGUGCUGACGCCGGCUGGAUUCCUGCACGAGUAUGCGUCUUCAGAUCCUGCACUCGUUGAUAAGCCUAUCUAUAGUCUAUUCCUUCCCAUGUGCACCCUCGGGCCACCGUCUGCACCGAGCGCGAAGAGUCACAAAUUCCACAUCGAGGAACGCACAGACGGCACAGGCUCGAUCAAGACUGGAUCCUUGCGUGGUCUUACCAGCUCAAUCACUGGCCGAGGCAGUGGAAGCGGACGGGCCUGGGCUUUCCGUGGGCGCUCGCACGAGGACAUGAUGGAGUGGUGGAAUGACAUUCGGAUGUUAUGUGCUAGGUAUCUGGUCGCGAGCGAGCAGAUGGAGCGCAGCGGUCCUGUGGCUGCAGCUGUUAGGGCGGCGGGAUAUGCUAGCGAGGAAGAGAUGGAGGAAGAGGAAGGGUCCAGCGUAGAAGAAGAACGAGAAGAAGAAGAACAAUAUGAGCAGGCUCCGGAUAUUGCUGACGGAGACAUGGACCAAACGGAGGUGCCGGAGCGUACGCGCGAGUCGAGAGAGCCCGUGUCCUAUGAAAUGAGGGAAUAUCCGACGGAGAAGAAACCUGCGACGAGUCCACCGCUGACGAAUGGGGCCGCCGGGGUCGACAAUACGCGCGGACCGAGCAAGCGGCAGUUGGAGAAAGCUCCGCAGGGGCGACAUCCGAAUGAGGUGUCCAACGGUGAUGCUGAAGUGGGAUCUAUCGACAAUGAAUCACCGGACAAUGCCACUGCUGGACCGGCACCAGCGGAGAGUCGCUUUACUGAAGGCUUGUAACGUUACGAUGUGUAUGAAGUCUUGUGUUGCACGUCGAACUGACAAUUAGGACAAUUUUGUUAUAUCCUGUUACCCCUCUGAGUUACUUUAUAGCAGAAGCCUUCCAUAAUGUUUAGUGUGUUUUGGUUAGCACAGUUAUCGCCGGUUCUGACUAUGGGCCAAUACCGUUGACAUUAUACGAAUACAGAUUGGCAUGUACGCGUUUGCAGACACGGUCCCUUUUUUUGACUUUUUCCCAGCUUGAUGGCAGGCCGCAGCGCACUAUGGCAUCCAAUGAUUUGAAGCUAUGCGAAGAGACAAAACGAUACUUGGUAUUUGGGUAGCUAUCAGAUCGGAGUGCAAGCUCAUGUGUGGUCGCCAUUUUAACAAAAACGGUAUACUUGCAAGCAAUUGAUGCCAUGUAGUAUUUAUACGUGCC
Molecule: messenger RNA, 2312 nt
Organism: Laetiporus sulphureus 93-53
Lineage: Eukaryota; Fungi; Basidiomycota; Agaricomycetes; Polyporales; Laetiporaceae
Exons: 4
Coding region: 125-1894 (589 amino acids)
Source: RefSeq, a predicted model, not a curated record